This is a messenger RNA of Anopheles aquasalis, 499 nucleotides long. RefSeq names its product mitochondrial ribosomal protein L55 (gene mRpL55). Gene Ontology annotation, cellular component: mitochondrial large ribosomal subunit. Gene Ontology annotation, molecular function: structural constituent of ribosome. The record is from RefSeq and is a predicted model, not a curated record. NCBI's taxonomy places the organism in Eukaryota, Metazoa, Arthropoda, Insecta, Diptera, Culicidae. Gene Ontology annotation, biological process: translation.
UCAGCUGUCAUCGACGGGCAAACCAAAACAUUCUUUCCGGUUUUUUGUGUUAUUCAAUCCUGGAAAAGGCGCCUGCAAAUCCUUCGUGAUGCAGCUAACUAGGCUCAUACCAGCGGCUGUACCGUAUUUUAAUGGCACUUUUGUACGCUGCAUUUCUUCCAACAGUGCCGCAGUCGUAAAAGUGCAUCGCAGCAUCUAUGCCCGGCGGUACCCCACGAUGAUGGUACUCCCGGAUGGGGCCACCAUCAACAUAAGCUACCACGAGCCCAGAAGGAUCAUCAAGCUUCCACUGGACCUGAGUUCACUUUCCGAGGCUGAGCGUAAGGCGCGUAUCGAAAAGCGUAAACCAAAGCAAAAGAUUCGGAUCGAAGACGAUGUCGAGGAUACGUUUAACGCCAACAAGUAUCUGAAGUAUAUGAAACGGAAGUAGAUCAGGAAUAGUUGGACGAAAUAGUUGUAAAUAAAGCGUCGUAGAUUCGACUUGUUGAUGAGCUAGAAA